Messenger RNA from Saimiri boliviensis boliviensis (Bolivian squirrel monkey), 499 nucleotides. RefSeq names its product PAGE family member 4 (gene PAGE4). NCBI's taxonomy places the organism in Eukaryota, Metazoa, Chordata, Mammalia, Primates, Cebidae. The record is from RefSeq and is a predicted model, not a curated record.
GCUACUUCUCUUCCUUUCUUCAUUCUUCCCCAGGCUCUCUGCUGACUCGGGUCAAGUUCUUCAGUUCACGAUCUUCUAGUUGCAGCGAUGAGUGCACGAGUGAGAUCAAGAUCCAGAGGAAGAGGAGAUGGCCAGGAGGCUCCCGAUGUGAUUGCAUUCACGGCUCCCCGUGAAUCUCAGCAAGAGGAACCACCAGCUGAGAAUGAGGAUAUUGAACCUGGACUAGAGAGAGAAGGAACACCUCCUAUUGAAGAACGUCAAGUGGAAGGUGAUGGCCAGGAAAUGAAUCUGGAAAACGCUGGCAAUGAGGAUGGAGAUGACUUUGCUGUAGAGGAGAAGACUCCACCUAAUCCGGAGCAUGCUGAGACUCCAGAAGCAGGAGAUGGGCAGCCAUAAGUUAAAAAGAAGACAAGCUGAAGCUACACACAUGGCUGAUGUCACAUUGAAAAUGUGUCUGAAAAUUUGAAAAUUCAAUAAAGUUUGAGUUUUCUCUGAAGAA